Messenger RNA from Molossus molossus (Pallas's mastiff bat), 2587 nucleotides. It is a transcript of the gene KCTD8, whose product is annotated as potassium channel tetramerization domain containing 8. The record is from RefSeq and is a predicted model, not a curated record. Gene Ontology annotation, molecular function: protein binding. Gene Ontology annotation, biological process: protein homooligomerization; regulation of G protein-coupled receptor signaling pathway. The transcript has 2 exons. The coding region runs from base 294 to 1706 and encodes 470 amino acids. Lineage: Eukaryota; Metazoa; Chordata; Mammalia; Chiroptera; Molossidae.
ACACUUCCCCGCCGACGCCCCAAAGGAGCAGCCGCUCCUCCUAGCGUCUCCACGGCCGUUCCCGCUGAGCUGCUCUCCCGCGCUGCGCUCCCCCGAUGGAGCCCGAGCGCCGCGGCCGCCACUGCUGCCCCGAGCCCUGAACCGGGCCGCCCCGGCCGGAGGAGCGUGCCGCCCGGCCCGAGGGCGCACCAGGCUCACGCCAAGGCCAGAGGCCGCCGGGGGUGCCGGGCACCGGCUUCGGGAACGAGAAAGUGCGGCUCUCCCGGGUCACUUGGCCGGCGGCGGGGCGGACCAUGGCUUUGAAGGACACGGGCAGCGUCGGCAGCACCAUUCUGCCCAUUAGCGAGAUGGUGUCCUCGUCCAGCUCGCCUGGUGCGUCGGCAGCCGCCGCCCCGGGGCCCUGCGCGCCCUCGCCCUUCCCCGAGGUGGUGGAGCUGAACGUGGGAGGUCAGGUCUAUGUGACCAAGCACUCAACGCUGCUCAGCGUCCCGGACAGCACUCUGGCCACGAUGUUCUCGCCCUCCAGCCCCCGGGGCGGCGCGCGACGCCGGGGCGAGCUGCCCAGGGACAGCCGGGCGCGCUUCUUCAUCGACCGAGACGGCUUCCUCUUCAGGUACGUGUUGGAUUAUCUGCGGGACAAGCAGCUGGCGCUGCCGGAGCACUUCCCGGAGAAGGAGCGCCUCCUGCGCGAGGCCGAGUACUUCCAGCUCACCGACCUGGUCAAGCUGCUAUCGCCCAAGGUCACCAAGCAGAACUCGCUCAACGACGAGGGCUGCCAGAGCGACUUGGAGGACAACGUCUCGCAGGGCAGCAGCGAUGCGCUCCUCCUGCGGGGGGCGGCGGCCGCCGCGCCCUCGGGCUCCGGAGCGCACGGUGGCGGCGGCGCACCGGACAAGCGCUCGGGCUUCCUCACGCUGGGCUACCGCGGCUCCUACACCACAGUGCGCGACAACCAGGCGGACGCCAAGUUCCGGCGUGUGGCGCGCAUCAUGGUGUGCGGACGCAUCGCGCUGGCCAAGGAGGUCUUCGGGGACACGCUCAACGAGAGCCGCGACCCUGACCGCCCGCCCGAGAAGUACACGUCCCGCUUCUACCUCAAGUUCACCUACUUGGAGCAGGCGUUCGAUCGCCUGUCCGAGGCCGGCUUCCACAUGGUGGCGUGUAACUCCUCCGGCACCGCAGCCUUCGUCAACCAGUACCGCGACGACAAGAUCUGGAGCAGCUACACCGAGUACAUUUUCUUCCGACCACCUCAGAAAAUGGUGUCGCCGAAACAAGAACAUGAAGAGAGGAAACAUGACAAAGUCACAGAUAAAGGAAGUGAGAGCGGGACUUCCUGUAAUGAGCUCUCCACUUCCAGUUGUGACAGCCACUCAGAGGCCAGCACGCCCCAGGACAACCCACCCAGUGCCCAGCAGGCCACGGCUCACCAGCCUAACACCUUGACCUUGGAUCGCCCUUCCAAAAAGGCACCUGUGCAAUGGAUGCCCCCACCGGACAAACGCAGAAACAGUGAACUCUUUCAGACACUCAUCAGCAAGUCCCGGGAAACAAAUCUUUCCAAAAAGAAAGUCUGUGAGAAGCUCAGUGUAGAAGAAGAAAUGAAGAAGUGUAUUCAGGAUUUUAAAAAAAUCCACAUUCCAGAUUAUUUUCCAGAGCGCAAACGCCAGUGGCAAUCUGAACUGCUACAGAAGUACGGGUUAUAGUAAUUAUCACUUUCCUGCAGUAUUUCAAUGACGUUCGAUGUUUACUACAGUGUCACCACCUGACUGUGUCUUAACAAUGGUCAGUGUGAUUCUUGCUGCUCUUCCGUUUUGUGAACAGUGGAUGUGGGACAGUAUUUUUUUUCAUUCUGUUCUGUUGUUGUUGUUUUUAGAAACGUUUAAAAAAAGAAAACCAAUAAAUGUCGAAUCAAAAUGGUGUGUCUGAUUCAAACCACUUUUCAAGAAUGAAAGUAAAAUGUGCAUGAUCAAGAAGCUUAGAAUCUUGAUUUUUGAACUGUGGUCAACUGGAUAUGUUUAUCAUUUUGUAACUCACUAAAAUGAAAUCAUCAUAUCACUCCAGCUAAAAUGACAAUAUGGAUGAAACAACGUCAAGCAAAAUGUUAGAUGAUGGAGUUGGGACCCAAAUCCAAAACUGUUUAAAUGUUAAUGCAAUAAAACAAGUAUUAUUUUUGCAUGAGUACAAUGUUUCAAACAAAUCACAAGAUAUAGGAAAGAUCUGUUUGUUGCUUGGAAAGAAAAAAUAUCACAAAAUGUAAAGAAAAAAAUGUUUCAGGCAAAGCCUAUACAUGUAAGCUAUCUAGGAGAUUGAAUUUUGUUUGUUCAAGAUCUGUGGUUUUUUUGUGUAAUGUAUGGUGUUCUGUAUGUUAAGAUGGUGUAAAUAUGCCUUAUACUAUUGUGUUCUGGCACUGACAUUCAUCUAUUAAUGCUAGUCAUGAUUAUUUCUGUGAAAUGAGUCCUUACAUGGGGAUGUGAAAAUUGGUAUAGUGAUGUUCUGGAAGAUUCUACUAUCAUAUUAAUCAAAAUAAUUGAGGGAAAUGGUAAAGAGCUUUAUGUAUUUAUUAAAAAAGGAAAAUAUAUUAGAA